Messenger RNA from Aaosphaeria arxii CBS 175.79, 487 nucleotides. RefSeq names its product chaperonin Cpn10. Gene Ontology annotation, molecular function: metal ion binding; protein folding chaperone; protein-folding chaperone binding. The transcript is spliced from 4 exons. Bases 91 to 402 code for a protein of 103 amino acids. NCBI's taxonomy places the organism in Eukaryota, Fungi, Ascomycota, Dothideomycetes, Pleosporales. Gene Ontology annotation, cellular component: mitochondrial matrix. The record is from RefSeq and is a predicted model, not a curated record.
UUUCGCCCGUGAACCUUCAACCCCAGUUUCCAAUAUCCCACAUCCCAAACAUCCUCUUAGACCGCUCUCUCCCCAACCCAUCAAUUCAAAAUGGCCGCCGUCCGCUCCAUUCGCAGCAUCGCUCCCCUCCUCGACCGCAUCCUCGUCCAGCGCAUCAAGGCGGACACCAAGACCGCGACCGGAAUCUUCCUCCCCGAGAGCUCGGUCAAGGAGCUCAACGAGGCAAAGGUGUUGGCCGUCGGCCCCGGUGCCUUCGACAAGGAGGGCAAGAGGAUCCAGCCCAGCGUCCAGCCCGGCGACAAGGUUUUGAUUCCCCAGUUCGGCGGCAGCCCCAUCAAGGUCGGUGAGGAGGAGUACUCUCUCUUCCGUGACCAUGAGCUUCUCGCCAAGAUCAACGAGUAAAUGCAUGUAAAAUCAAGAGAACCAAAGAACUAUCAAACUCCUAUAAACCAAGCAAGCAAGCCCAAAAAAAAAAAAAAAAAAAGAA